Molecule: messenger RNA, 1861 nt
Organism: Cheilinus undulatus (humphead wrasse)
Lineage: Eukaryota; Metazoa; Chordata; Actinopteri; Labriformes; Labridae
Gene: prkag1
Product: protein kinase, AMP-activated, gamma 1 non-catalytic subunit
Exons: 13
Coding region: 109-1101 (330 amino acids)
Source: RefSeq, a predicted model, not a curated record
CGGCCAUUCAAGUUGCUCAAUGUAAGUUAUAGCGGAAGACCUGUGCGGACUGCCAGCACACACUGGACCUAACAUUUUGAUAAUUACAGGCGACACGGCGAAUGGGAUAUGGAGUGUGUUCCAGUACCUAUUGAUGAUCUAGAGAGCAAAAAGGACACAUUAGUAGAAGAUCCAGAGCACAAUGUGUACACCAGGUUUAUGAAGUCCCACCGGUGUUAUGAUCUUGUACCUACAAGCUCCAAAUUGGUUGUAUUUGAUACAUCCCUACAGGUCAAAAAGGCAUUUUUUGCUCUUGUCUCUAAUGGGGUAAGAGCAGCGCCUCUGUGGGACAGCAAAAAACAGUGCUUUGUUGGCAUGCUAACCAUCACAGACUUUAUUAACAUCCUUCAUCGUUACUACAAAUCUCCCUUGGUUCAGAUUUACGAGUUGGAAGAACACAAAAUAGAAACAUGGAGAGAGUUGUACCUUCAAGACUCUUUCAAGCCCUUGGUUAGCAUAUCCCCAAAUGCAAGUUUGUAUGAUGCAGUAUCAUCACUGCUGAAGAAUAAGAUCCACAGACUGCCUGUAAUUGACCCGCUGACAGGAAACACACUUUACAUUCUCACACACAAGAGGAUUCUCAAGUUCCUCAAGCUUUUUAUAUCAGAGAUGCCCAAACCCUCGUUUUUGAGUCAAACCUUGGAGGAACUGAAUAUUGGAACAUUCCAAAAGAUAGCAGUGGUCCGCACAGACACACCGCUGUACACAGCACUGGGCAUUUUUGUCGAGCAGCGAGUAUCAGCGCUCCCUGUUGUGGAUGACAAAGGACGAGUGGUGGAUAUAUACUCCAAAUUUGAUGUCAUAAACCUGGCUGCAGAGAAGAUGUACAACAACCUGGAUGUGACAGUGACCAAAGCCUUGCAGCACCGCUCUCAGUACUUUGAAGGAGUACUGACCUGCCAUAGACACGAGACCCUGGAGGCCAUUAUCAACAGACUGGUGGAGGCUGAGGUGCACAGGCUGGUGGUGGUGGACGAGCAGGAUGUAGUGAAGGGAAUUGUCUCCCUAUCAGAUAUUCUCCAGGCACUAGUGCUUACAGAUGGAGAAGAAGGCACAGCUUGAAGAAGUACCUCAAAACAAGAAAAGGCUGGGCACUUUUAAGAGAAGUUCAGAGCAAAGGGUAAAAAGAACAGAUUUGAGAGCAAAAGUAUGACAGUAUAUUGGAAGUAUCCUCACCGUCUAUGACCAGGUUUCCUGCCUUCAUACAUGAUACUUGUCUCUCAAAGCAAAAAUACAUAUUUUAGCAAAACAGCAAUAUAAAAUAAUAGUAGCACAAGAGUUAAAGCUCUGUCUCAUUGAGCCAAAGUCUGAGCCAGAAGAGAGCCAAGGAAGAUCAUCAGAAAAGGAGCUGAAGCCUUUCUUCUUCUUCUGUGGCUGUAGUGCUGAUCUACAUAGAGAAGGACCCUUGAUUAUAAAUGUACUCAAAAUAAAAUCAGUUAUGUGAUCAGUUACCAACUAAAGAAAAUAUGGACUGACACAUGUUGCCUUUUAUUGGUAGCAUUUUAAUUCAACUAUGAGGCUGAAGUCUAGAGGGCUGCUUGUAAAGAAUAUGAAAGGGUAAUUUUAAAAACUUUCUGAAGAGCAUCAGUUUUAUUUUGUCUGACAUUAAACUGAGCCUUAUUCUAUGUACAAAAACAUAUUCUGUAAUCAGGCUUUAGUUAUUUUAUUCACAAUUUGAAUGCAGGUGUAGGGUCCAUUUUAAUCUGUUCUUUUCUGAACCAGCACACUUCUCUGAUUUGUAAUGCAUAUCUGUAGUUACUGAAGUAUUUAUCUGUGUGUGUCAUACAUGAACUAAAUACUGAUAAAAUCUAGAUACAUGAUA